Messenger RNA from Odontomachus brunneus, 2973 nucleotides. RefSeq names its product fructose-bisphosphate aldolase. The record is from RefSeq and is a predicted model, not a curated record. Gene Ontology annotation, cellular component: cytosol. NCBI's taxonomy places the organism in Eukaryota, Metazoa, Arthropoda, Insecta, Hymenoptera, Formicidae. The transcript has 6 exons. Gene Ontology annotation, biological process: fructose 1,6-bisphosphate metabolic process; glycolytic process. Gene Ontology annotation, molecular function: fructose-bisphosphate aldolase activity. The coding region runs from base 674 to 1774 and encodes 366 amino acids.
GCGGCCGUGCGAGACGCGCGCGCGAGUUGGUUCACUCCGGAACGCGAGCAGGCGAGAUGUAGUCGAACGGGGGUGGCAUAUCGCAGCGCGCGGGGCCUACCCCGUGUACAAGGCCCCGUGUCGUGCCGCACGUCUCGUGGCGUUUAUCUUGUCGCUCUCUCCCGCUUUCUCUAGCUAUUUCUCUCUCACACACACACCACUCUCUCUCCCCCUCUAUCGUCUCCCUCUCUCUCUCUCUCUCUUUAGUAUCCUGUAUCUCUUUUUACCUUGUAUCGGUGUUCGAUUGAUCAUUAAAUGAUGCACAGCUGCACGUCGCUCUUGCGAUCUCGUCUCGCCGCGCGAAAACAUUCGGCGCAGGGGUGCGAAGAAGGGCACCCCGGCAUCCGGCGAACGACGAGAGCUACGUUCGACAGCUACGUUGGCGCGAUCGCGCCGUAGUCCGAUCGCGUUGUCACCCUCGCGAUCGCUGUUCGCGACGUUGCGCGUUUAUUGUUAUGUCGUUGUUAUUAUUACCGGUAGAGCACGAUCGUUCUUAUCGCCGUUCUGCGUCGUGCGCGUACGUGCACACGCAGCUAACGGCGUCGGGAUGUUGCGCACUCUUGUUUACGCUCGGUGAGACGCCACGGCGGAGCUCACGCUGAACGAUCAUCCUGCUGAGCCCUCCAGAGAGAAAAUGGUCGCAGAAAAGUACACUCAUGCUGAUCCUGAGCUGAAGAAGGAAUUGAACACGAUCGCCCAGCAGAUCGUGGCACCGGGCAGGGGCAUCCUCGCCGCCGACGAGUCGACCGCGACGAUAGGCAAGCGUUUUCAGGACAUCAACGUCGAGAACAAUGAGGACAACCGCAGGAUCUACAGACAGCUGCUUUUCACCACAGCGAAGGACGUCAUCGGGCAACACAUCUCCGGAGUCAUCCUCUUUCACGAGACUCUCUACCAGAAGGCCGAAGACGGCACGCCGUUCGUCGAGCUUCUGAAGCAGCGCAACAUCAUCCCCGGCAUCAAGGUCGACAAGGGCGUCGUACCGCUUUUCGGCACGAACAACGAAUGCACAACUCAGGGCCUCGACGACCUGCAGGCGCGCUGCAUCCAGUACAAGAAGGACGGCUGCCACUUCGCCAAAUGGCGAUGCGUGCUGAAGAUCACCAAGGACACGCCGAGCAAGCUCGCGAUCCUAGAGAACGCCAAUGUGCUGGCGCGCUACGCCUCCAUCUGCCAGAGCGCCAGGAUCGUGCCGAUUGUAGAGCCUGAGAUCCUGCCCGACGGUGACCACGAUCUCGCCCGUUGCCAGCAGGUGACGGAGGAGGUCCUGGCGGCCGUUUACAAGGCGCUCUCAGACCACCACGUGUACCUCGAGGGCACGCUGCUGAAGCCCAACAUGGUGACGCCAGGCCAGAGCUGUCCGACGAGGGCGACUCCGCAGGAGAUCGCAGCGGCGACAGUCACCGCGCUGAUGCGUACCGUGCCACCGGCGGUGCCUGGCAUCACCUUCCUCAGCGGCGGCCAGUCUGAGGAGGAGGCGUCGGUCAACCUGGAUGCCAUCAACAAGCACCCGGCGAAGAAACCCUGGGCGCUCACCUUCAGCUACGGACGCGCCCUUCAGGCUUCCGUACUUCGCGCUUGGGCCGGAAAAGCCGACCAGAUCGCCGCAGGUCAGGACGAACUGAUCAAGAGGGCCAAGGCAAACGCCGCAGCCUGUCAAGGCAAAUACGUCGCCGGCAGUAUUUCUAGCAAAGCCGCUGGCGCCUCUCUCUACGUCAAAUCUCACGCCUACUAAAACCAAAAACAAAAAUAUAUCUUGCCUUUCCACGCAGUCCGUUUCUCCCGUGGCAGCUAACAGCGAAUCGGCGCUUGGCAAGUACGCGGGCGGCGUCGCCGGCGCCGCGGGAGACGCGGCGCUCUUCGUCGCCAACCACGCGUAUUAGGUCGACCAAUAGAGAGAUUACGAUGCAAGAGAGUACCGUGUUAGACGCGAGAUUAAGUCACCUAACGUUGCUGGAAGUACCUCGCAGGAUCAUCAUCGCCAUCGUUCUCCAUCGUAGCCGCGCGAAAGAGGAGGAAUUCCAUCACGGAGAGAUCCAGGACGAUCCAGGACGCGCGAGGACGCGUCAAAUUCGAAGUUCCCAAGAUUCGCUCGUCGCCGCGUUUCACCGUGACAUCGUUUCUCACAGAUAAUCGAAUAUUCCUGAGUCUAGUUUUAAUCGGACGAAUGUUUCGCUCCUUUUUUUCUUUUUCUCCUUUUGUUGCGUGAAGCUCAAUCGAUCGUGUGGCGAUUUUAGUUUGAGCCCGCGUCGUGUCUGAUUCGAUUCAGUGGUUCGGCUUCGCCCGAACGAUCGUGGGAGAACCUCGUGGCUGCGCCCUGUGCGACAGUCAACAUGUCAAUUUGACAGAGGACCUUGUGAGAAAUAUAAUAUACAAGAUAUCGAGUCAGUUACUUUCCUCCUUAUUGAUGCAGACUUUUUAAUUUCUUCUUAAUAUUUUUGCCAACGCUCUCGACGCGGUUUAUUUUCACAAUAAACGAGACCCAUCGAUGAUCGAAGAACGAAAAGGGCUCAGACAUUGCGCACCGAUCACGAACAGAUUUCGCGACACUCGAUAUUACGCGACAUAGCGAUUAUUCUAUUCUGUAACAUUACGAGACAUACAAAGCGAAUAUAUAAAUUAUAUAAAUAAAAAAAAUAUAUAUAUUGUCAAUGUGUCGUUGUAUGGUAUUCUACGUGUAUAAAAUAAUAACAGUGCAAGAAAAAAGAGAAAUAAGUAAAAUAAAGCGUAUAUUAAAUGUUGUUUGUUAGCGAAUGAAUCGAGUAUUACGAAAUCGUGCUAUAUUGUGUCAUCUAAUUAGACAAUAUUAUAUGUAUCUUGCAUAUAGGCACUUGAGUAAUCUAUUUGAGAACUAUCUCGUACGUCGAUGUUAUAUCUAAAUAUUUUCAUUGUAAUCUAGGUCACCAAAUACAACUGUGGAGGGCAAAAAAAGAA